Messenger RNA from Didymodactylos carnosus, 1383 nucleotides. Lineage: Eukaryota; Metazoa; Rotifera; Eurotatoria; Philodinida; Philodinidae. The record is from the annotation of a GenBank genome assembly.
AUGAUGUCACAACGAACGGAUUUUAGAAUAAUAGUUUCUGUUUGGUUUUUAUGUAUAAAUAAAACUUCAUCUGUUUAUCCAUUAAAAUUAAAUACAUAUUUAUUUCAUAACUCAACAUAUUAUCAAACAUUUAUGGAACAAAGUAAAAAACAUUUUAAUGAUCAAUUUUGGACUAAAUUUAUUCAACAUCAGACAAUAAAUAAACAUAUCCAUUGCCUUGCAAAUGAAAUAAUUACAUUAAAUCAACAGUUAAAAUCAGUUUCUGAUCAAUUAAACGUUAUUGUCAAUACGAAAGAGAGAAAAGUCAAUUUAAUAUUAGAUAUUGGAUAUUCCAAUGAUGAUGUAGAAUAUGAUGCUAAAACAAAAUAUAUGACUGUUCGAGCGAGACAAGAAUUACCAAAUAUAACCACUAUAGCAACAACAAAGACAGUAUCAUGUAUGAAUGGUUCUAAUAUAAUAAAAAGAACGCGAAUAAAACGACAACAAAAAAAUCAAAUACUAGAUAAAGUAUCAUCAAAAUCCGUGAAUUCUUUUCCAUUUUAUUUAAAAGAUGAUGAUGUUCAGAAAUAUUCAUCAUUGGACAAUUUAAAACAAGUUUCUAAUAAACAUCACAUGUUAUUAUUAGAAAAUGAUCAAGUUAUUAGCGUGUAUUUGGAUGCAUUAAGAGAAUUUUAUCCAAUGUUUGAACAUAAAAUUGAACAUAUUGGAAUAUUUCAUCAAAUAGAUUUAGAAGAAAAAUUUUUGUUUCUUAAAAUUUUAAAUGGAUAUAUUGAUACUUAUAGGAUCAAUUCCACUCACCUGAAUGUUUUAACCUACUGGAAGUUAACUGAACCGAUUGAACAAUUCAAUCAUGGUCAAAGAGAAUUAGAAUAUUAUAAACGAAUUAUUACUAACAUUAAUAAUACUAUUGAGAACCAAUCAAAUGGUGAUUCAAAUACAGAGUCAAACUUUUUAAAAGCUAUUAGAGAUCGACCAAAAUUCGAACAUCAAGAUUUUUUCACACUUAUGGAAGAUGUUUUAAUUCAUAAAUAUCGUACUGAUCCAAAAGCUGCCUCGUGUAUACUUGAAUUUUUUUUCGAAGAUAUUUUUACAUGUGACGGUCGUUUAUUAUAUCCUCACGAAUUAGAUCUUAUUGCAAAAAAUGGCGGAAUCAUUUUUCAUGGAGUGGUCAUUAAUAAUGUUAAUGAAAAACAAGUUUAUCCUUUAGAAUUAAAUGGUACUGUAAUAAUUGAAGAUAAACUGUUAAUACGUUAUGGUAGUCAAUCAUCAUCAACGCAACAUUCAGAUUUCCUAAUGAAUAUUAAUGGUGGUGCUGAAUGUCAAGAAUGUGCUAAAAUUGAUUUACGAUAUAGAGUUAAACAAGAAGCGAUGUAUAUGAAGUAG